AUGUCUUAUGAAGAGAUAUGGCCAUGCAUCGCCCAUAUAAAGCCAACUACACUUGCAGUUCAUCCCAUCUUUUUCGGACGUGGUCCUGGGUAUUACGGAUACAAAGACUUGUUAAAUUAUUUGCAUGACUAUCGUGUAAGUGUUGAAAGUAACGCGACAAAUCUUAUAUGUAAAGCUAUGGAAGUUAAGACGCGUUUGGAAAAAUCUAUUACGAUCGAAAAUUCAGCUGAGAAUGUGCAGCAAAUAAUACAAACAGAUCCGCAGCAAAACCAAAAUGUAUUUCCAAUUGAAAUAUUAACGCAUAUAUUCGAGAAUCUUGAAACAAUCGAGGUUUUUAAAAUUGUUAUGGCAACAUCUCGACUUUGGAGAGCAAUCGGAUUAGAUAUAAUCCUUAUAAAUAUAAGGAAUGAAGUAAAGCAGGUUUCAGAAUCUCUCGUGACUCAACUUCGGGAUGGUUCCCCGAAUUUUUCAAGAAUUUUAUUAUUAAAAAAAAAUAAUAAAUUAGAUGGGAUUUACGAAUUAAACCAAAAAGUCAAUACGUUGUUGAAAAUCAUUGAGAUUUCUCAGCAUAUUGUAAUUUAA
This is a messenger RNA of Funneliformis mosseae, 582 nucleotides long. The record is from the annotation of a GenBank genome assembly. NCBI's taxonomy places the organism in Eukaryota, Fungi, Glomeromycota, Glomeromycetes, Glomerales, Glomeraceae.